Cylicostephanus goldi is the source of this 234-nucleotide messenger RNA. Lineage: Eukaryota; Metazoa; Nematoda; Chromadorea; Rhabditida; Strongylidae. The record is from the annotation of a GenBank genome assembly.
AUGUAUCAGUCUUCCGUUCGGGUAUGUGUUGCCGUACAGGAGCGAUAUUAUCUCCCGCUCCCUGUUCGAGCCAUUAUUAACGAGUUCCCGAACAGGAGCUCCCGUACCCGACAUGGCCAAACUUGCCAGAUCGGACCAUACUCUAACGUCUUGUCUACUCAUGCGCAGGCGCCCAUAUCCAUGAUGCGCGAACGAGACCGCCGUGAUCCGUACAAGGGUCGGUCAGCAGAAUGA